CCACUGAGCACAGCGCAAGCUAGCAAGACAGAAGCUUAGCUCAUUGCAGCAUGGCAAAUUGAACCUCCCCCACCCUCAUUCAGAUCUGGCCUUUGGAACUAUUUUGGUCUUCAUGUGAAGUAUGACCCUGAAGUGAGACAUCAUGAGAGCGGAUGGUGCGGAAUAAAACUGCAGAGGCACUCAGGAUUCUUACCAAGAAAAAUAAAAUCAAGGACUAGCUGUGAUGAUGGAGAAAGCUGCACUGCUGCUUUGCUGCCUGAUCAUGACUUUGUCAGGCUCCCCACUCUACCCAUCCAUUAGGUUCGGCCAGAGGGAUACAUCUAUCCUGAUGACAUCUUCACUAAAGAAUCCAGCAGAGCAGCAGGAGGAAGACGCACGUCCUCCCAGGGAGCCAGCAGAGUUGCGCUUAGGGCGCCACGCUGAUGCCAUCUUUACAAACAGCUACAGGAAAGUCCUGGGCCAAAUCUCUGCCAGAAAGUUCCUUCAGACAAUCAUGGGCAAACGGCUGGGGGAUGGAAGUGAGAGUUACAUGAAACGUCAGUCAGAUAUCUAUGAGGGGACAUACAAGGAAGACCUCACAGCCAUCCAGAGAAAUCAGAGAUACAGGGGGGUGCACGGGAAUGUCCUGAGACCCAGACUGCUGAGUUGAGGAGGAAAGCUUUAUCAUCACAUUUUUUAACCAUCUUUUAUUUGUUUGAGGGUGUCCUUUAAAGAAAAGAAAUUAAAUCGUCUUAUAUAUUCACAUUAAAAGUUGUGAGGAAAUCCUACAACCUAGCUUAUCAUUGUGUGUAUAUGUGUGUGUGUGUGUGUGUGUGUGUCCGUGUGUGGGGGUGUCGGGUUAUUCAAACACCCAAAUCAAACUAUGUGACCAGAUUUCAUUAAAA
This is a messenger RNA of Pelmatolapia mariae (spotted tilapia), 884 nucleotides long. RefSeq names its product growth hormone releasing hormone (gene ghrh). The transcript is spliced from 7 exons. The record is from RefSeq and is a predicted model, not a curated record. Gene Ontology annotation, molecular function: growth hormone-releasing hormone activity; neuropeptide hormone activity; growth hormone-releasing hormone receptor binding. The coding region runs from base 224 to 649 and encodes 141 amino acids. Gene Ontology annotation, cellular component: extracellular region; perikaryon; terminal bouton. Gene Ontology annotation, biological process: positive regulation of multicellular organism growth; positive regulation of cell population proliferation; adenylate cyclase-activating G protein-coupled receptor signaling pathway. NCBI's taxonomy places the organism in Eukaryota, Metazoa, Chordata, Actinopteri, Cichliformes, Cichlidae.